GAUAUAUUUAAAUUAAAAAGAGCUUUUCAGCUUUUCUCAAGCGAAGAAAGCCAAAAACAGAUUGAUUAGACGCUCUACUCAUGGAGAGUCAACCGGUCAUCAAAACCAACGGCCAAGAUCAACCGGACGAUCUCGCUUACCAGUCAGGUUUCGGCAACAGCUUCUCAUCGGAAGCCAUAGCCGGAGCUCUCCCACAUGGCCAGAACAGCCCUCUUCUCUGCCCAUACGGCCUCUAUGCCGAGCAGAUUUCCGGCACUUCCUUCACUUCCCCUCGCAAGCUCAACCUCCGAAGUUGGUUUUAUCGGAUCAAACCCUCGGUGACCCACCAACCCUUUAAGCCUCGGGUCCCAAAACAUGGGAGAAUUCUAAGCGAGUUCAACCAAUCCAAUAGCUCUGCCACACCGACCCAGUUACGGUGGAAGCCAGUGGAUAUUCCUGACUCUCCCACUGAUUUCAUUGAUGGGUUGUUUACCGUUUGUGGAGCUGGAAGCUCAUUUCUUCGCCAUGGUUAUGCUAUUCACAUGUACGCCGCGAACAAAUCAAUGGAUAAUUGUGCCUUCUGCAGUGCUGACGGUGACUUUCUGAUAGUCCCUCAGAAAGGAAGACUGUGGAUCACUACGGAAUGUGGAAGGUUGCAAGUUUCUCCAGGUGAAGUUGCCAUUUUGCCUCAAGGAUUUCGUUUUUCUGUUGAUCUUCUUGAUGGCCCAUCACGUGGUUAUGUAGCUGAGAUAUUUGGAACCCAUUUUCAACUGCCUGAUCUUGGACCAAUAGGAGCCAAUGGUCUUGCUGCUCCAAGGGAUUUCCUGGUUCCCACAGCAUGGUUUGAGGAGAGUCCUCGUCCAGGUUACAUUAUUGUACAAAAAUAUGGUGGUGAGCUUUUCACAGCAGAACAAGAUUUUUCCCCAUUCAAUGUAGUUGCUUGGCAUGGUAAUUAUGUUCCGUAUAAGUAUGAUCUGAGUAAGUUCUGCCCCUACAAUACUGUUUUAAUUGAUCAUGGUGAUCCAUCUAUAAAUACAGUACUGACAGCACCAACAGAAAAACCUGGAGUUGCAUUGCUUGAUUUUGUUAUCUUUCCUCCCCGAUGGUUGGUUGCUGAGCACACAUUUCGACCCCCAUAUUACCAUCGUAAUUGCAUGAGUGAAUUUAUGGGCCUUAUUUAUGGUGGAUAUGAGGCAAAAGCUGAUGGGUUUCUUCCAGGUGGAUCCAGCCUCCAUAGCUGUAUGACACCCCAUGGUCCUGAUACCAAGACAUUCGAGGCUACAAUUGCACGUGGAAAUGAAGCAGGACCAUAUAAAAUCAAGGAUACCAUGGCUUUUAUGUUUGAAUCAUGUUUGAUCCCCCGAGUCUGUACAUGGGCUCUUGAGUCUCCAUACAUAGAUCAUGAUUACUAUCAGUGUUGGAUUGGACUGAGAUCCCAUUUUACUGGUGAAGAACCAAAAGUCUAAGACUUGAAAGCAAAUAUACGCGGGCAUGGUGAAGACAGAAAGUUGAGACUGUCUUGGUUGCAUAGAAGCAGUACAACCCACAUCAUUGCACAUAACCAUACAAAUAACAUGUUUGUACAAAGUCUGAACAAAUUCAAAUAAAGAAGAAAAUUAUUGUUUAAGCUCUUGCUUAUUUACCUGGGUUAAUGCAGAUGUGAAUUGUUUCAUACUUUUUGAGCUAUGAAUUAAAUAUGCAUGUAUAUGAGAGAUAGAUGGGAUAGAAGAUGGAGUUAGUUAAUGCUAGAGGAAAUGCAUCAAAGCUCCAGAACUGUAUAUCAGGCCUAAUCGACCUUUUUCUUAUAUAAAUUUGUUGUUAUUAUUGUGUA
Messenger RNA from Ziziphus jujuba (common jujube), 1810 nucleotides. RefSeq names its product homogentisate 1,2-dioxygenase. Gene Ontology annotation, cellular component: cytoplasm. Bases 81 to 1445 code for a protein of 454 amino acids. Gene Ontology annotation, biological process: L-phenylalanine catabolic process. Gene Ontology annotation, molecular function: homogentisate 1,2-dioxygenase activity. The transcript is spliced from 9 exons. NCBI's taxonomy places the organism in Eukaryota, Viridiplantae, Streptophyta, Magnoliopsida, Rosales, Rhamnaceae. The record is from RefSeq and is a predicted model, not a curated record.